AUGCCAGCAUACAAAUCCAGUGAAUACGUCAACGAGUCUGACUCGGAGGUCGAGGACGUCGAAUUUCAAGCACCCAAGCAUUUCUCCAAAAUUUCGUCUGGUUCCAACCUCGAUUUUUCAGAUGAAAAGGAGAUCUGGUUGAUAAAAGCCCCAAAGGGAUUCCCCAUCAAGAACCUCAAAUCUUUGCCAGUUUCUUUCACUGCCACCUCCAUAAGCAACGGUCCAGAAACCUUCAAGGCUGAGCAUAACAACAAGAAAGGAACCUACCAAAUCAACGAAGAAUUAUUAUCAGCCCAAUCCGAGAAUCGUAAGAAUGCCGUGUUUGUACGUGGAAAGAAGACUUUCAAAGUAUUGAAGGGGGAAGUUUCCAGAUUUUAUAACAUCCGUGAAACCAUUCUGAUUCCUGAGAUCGAUAUUGAUAAGGUUGUGCAACCCAGAAAGGAUGUCAAGAAGAUCAAAAACUUGAGAAUGAGACACUUCCCAACCGGUUAC
Molecule: messenger RNA, 492 nt
Organism: Suhomyces tanzawaensis NRRL Y-17324
Lineage: Eukaryota; Fungi; Ascomycota; Pichiomycetes; Serinales; Debaryomycetaceae
Gene: RPA34
Product: DNA-directed RNA polymerase I subunit
Exons: 1
Biological process (GO): transcription by RNA polymerase I
Source: RefSeq, a predicted model, not a curated record